Schistosoma guineensis is the source of this 2408-nucleotide messenger RNA. Lineage: Eukaryota; Metazoa; Platyhelminthes; Trematoda; Strigeidida; Schistosomatidae. The record is from the annotation of a GenBank genome assembly.
AAAUACAAAACCAAUCAUGUUAAAGACAGUCGAAAGCUCUUCGUAUAUAAGUUAAUUACUAUUCCAUUCUUUCUGAAAAAAUAUAUGGAAAAAUAGUUUUAAUGAUUCGAGGACUCCUCAGAUUUGCCAAAGCGGUGUGUUUGAGUAUGUUUGUUCUGAGCAGGUUGGUCUUGCUGUCGAAUGAUUUAGCAUAGAAGGUGAUGGUGGACGAUGUGGAUAGUUCUAAUACAAAUUUGUCGCUCGUAGAAGAACAUUCUUCAACACAAAUAAGAUCAAGUUUAAGUUGUGAUAGCCCGCAAAACAAACCUAAUAAUAAGACCUGGAGCAGUUCACUAAAGUGUUCUGUUUCGUGUACUUCUUUAUUACCGGUUUUCAGCAUACCUUCAGAAAAGAGUCCUUCUUCGUAUGUCUACCGCACAGAUGGUGCUGAACGUGGACUGUGUGUUGUUUUUUCAGUUGAUAAAUUUGAUCCGAUACUUUGUUUGCCACCAAGAAAUGGUUCUUUGGUUGAUAUACAAAAUAUUAAGAGAGCUUUUACGAGCCUCGACUUUAGGGUCAUAGUGCAUUCAAAUCCGACAUCCGAAAGUUUAUUUUCUUUAAUCCGAACAAUCUCAACACAAAAUCUACGCGACCAUGAUUGUUUCGCUUGUGUAAUUCUUUCUCAUGGUGAUGAGGGUGGAUUAAUAUACGCAACAGAUGGUUCUAUUCCCGUGGAUCGUAUCAUCGCUCCAUUUCGUGGAGAUCAAUGUUUGGAUUUAAGAGGCAAGCCAAAACUAUUCUUUAUCCAAGCAUGCCGUGGAAUGGCACUUGAUGACGGCGUAUUUGUUUGUGAUGGACCUUUAUCUAAUAGUAAAUCUGCGGAUGCUGCGACAACAACAAGACGGAUUCCAGUUGAGGCAGAUCUUUUCAUCGCCUAUUCAGUCCAACCAGGUUAUUACGCUUUUCGUAACUCCGUCAACGGUUCUUGGUUCAUACGAGCCUUAUCUGAUGUCUUGCUUCGGUAUGGAAAUACUUUAGAUUUGUUGAGUAUCAUGACACGUGUGAACUAUGAGGUUGCUUUUGAAUACGAGUCAACUGCAGCCAAUCCCUCAUUCUGCGGUAAGAAGCAAAUGCCAUCGUUUGUGUCUACUUUGACGAAGCACGUCAUCUUUCCACCAAAAAAACAUCGAAAUACUUCGAAACUGCUGUAAAGUUUUUAAUUCAAAGCAACUAACUAAUGGAUAUAUUCAUUAAAAUUUUUCAGAUUCGAAACAAGAAAAUAACGUGAUAUAAUUUUCUUACGAUAAAGUUCAGAGAAACAAUUCUCUACACUUUAAAUGAUAUUUUCUCUAAAUUCCAUAUCCCUUGUGAAGUACAUGUUGAAAAUGAUAGCUAUCUAAUUUUUUGAACAAUCUGUUACAUGAUCUUCAAUUUAUUUUGAGAUAACGAUUUAUUUAAGCCUUCUAUUUGACGACCUAAAUAUCCUACUGAAUAGCUAAAAAGUAUAUUUUAGUGACGUGUUUAAAUCCAUAAGAAACCUUCGAUACUGACAGUCUUAGCGUAGGAUAUAUAAAAUGGUCGAAAUAAUGUCGAGUAAAAAAAUUAGUGUUAUACUCAGAUGCUACUUUCUGUCUUUUUUUCUGACGAAUUUACUUUCCCAAACUAGAAUAUUCACCAUUUAUAUUGCAGUUAUUUCGAUUGUUACUUUUUAGACUGCUCUGUUUUUGUUCCUCGAUAUUCUUCACUGGAGUAUAUUCAUCAGUCCUAUUUGUGUGAUUCAUGUGCUUUAUUUACGUCAAACUAGUUUGGUAACGUUCGAUAUUUUAGAGCCUCCUUUCCAGAGUCGCAGGAUGAGCCUUGUUCGCUUGAAGUUUAAAACAAAUUCUGAAAUCUUCGUGGUGACAGAUCCUUCGUAGGCAGCGUACUAUAAAGUAAUGCAAAUGAUUUUCACCCUGACUUGAGAUAAACAGAAAGCGCUGGUUGUCUGCUUCGCCUUAGUGCUGAAUUCGCUCUUCGUUGACGUUUACAUAUUCCCUAACUUUAUUGCGUUUCUUAUUAAAUUCAGACUGGACCUCUGAUAAACACAAGUGAAACAACCACUAGGGUCAAUAUGAAUAGACUAUGUCUAGAGUUGAUCAUUACACAAUUCCUGGUGCUCAUGGUAUCUACAUUUAUCUGAUUUCCAGAUAUUUGAAACAAUGCUGUUCGAAAAAUGGACAGAAUUGUCGGUAAGUCGUCGUGUGCACAAAAGUCUAAAGGAAUGUAAUUGGCCCGCAAAACUGACGUUUGAAUUAGCGAACCAAUCCAGCUCUUCCAAUGUUUGAGAACAUUUUCAUCAUGAAUAGUGGAUAAUGAUACGGAUAUUUAGGAUCUACUCGGCUUCAUUUUUGUUGGUUUCAAUAAACCCAAGGUGUGAAACCAGUCGUCAG